This is a messenger RNA of Trichoplax adhaerens, 979 nucleotides long. RefSeq lists its product as hypothetical. The coding region runs from base 1 to 834 and encodes 277 amino acids. The transcript is spliced from 5 exons. Gene Ontology annotation, biological process: proteolysis. The record is from RefSeq and is a predicted model, not a curated record. Gene Ontology annotation, molecular function: serine-type endopeptidase activity. Lineage: Eukaryota; Metazoa; Placozoa; Uniplacotomia; Trichoplacea; Trichoplacidae.
AUGGCUUUCUGUAUGGCAGCGCCAAAUCGAAAUCUAAGGGAUACUGUUAAAUUAGGAGCAAGCCUAUUUCGUGAUCGAGCGGUAAAUGACGACCGAUUCAUUGAUGACUUGGAAGAAGACAGAAUAAUUGGUGGAAUUGAAAGUAUACCUCAUAGUCGACCAUACCAAGUUGCGUUAGUCAGAUCAGGAGAGUUCUUUUGCGGCGGUUCUUUAAUUUCUAAGCAGUAUGUCAUUACAGCUGCACAUUGUGUCGUCGAUCGAAUUCCAAAUGAGAAAUUUGAGGCCAUUUUAGGGGCCCACAACAUUCUUAAGGAGGAGGAAAGUCAACAAAAGAUUGAAAUUGAAAAGAGAAUCAAACAUGAGAAGUACUCGAGAAAAACAAAAGAAAACGAUAUUGCCAUUUUUAAACUUGCACAUCCAGCUGAGCUAAAUGACAAAGUCAAAUUGAUUCAGCUAGCUGCCCAAAAUGAUCACUUUCUAGGCAAAAUGUGUUCAGUUAGUGGUUGGGGAACAAGCGAUGAUGGUAUGCUAGCUGAAGAAGGGCUACGUGAGACAGAUGUUCCAGUCAUUAGUAAUGAAAAAUGUAAUGCUCUCAUUUCUUAUGGCGGCGAAAUUGCUUCUAAGAUGAUGUGUGCUGGAUAUGCCAAAGGAGGUAAAGACGGCUGUCAAGGUGACAGUGGUGGCCCACUAGUCUGCAAGAACCAUCAAGGGGAUGAAGUUUUAGGCGGUGUUGUUAGCUGGGGCCGUGGCUGCGCUAAACCAAAUUAUUACGGAGUUUAUACUAGAGUCGAUGAAUAUCUUGAAUGGAUUCAUAGUAAAAUAAGCAAAUCCUAGAAAUCUUUCCUAGAACGAAUGGAUUAGAAUUACAUUCGGGUUAAAGAAGCUUUAUUUUACUUCUACUUAAAACAAUAAAGAAAUAGUAGCGGUAGUUGCUAGCACAUGUUACUUGUUUAGUGAAUAAAAAGCUUUUGGGAUUGUA